This is a messenger RNA of Menidia menidia (Atlantic silverside), 8886 nucleotides long. The record is from the annotation of a GenBank genome assembly. Lineage: Eukaryota; Metazoa; Chordata; Actinopteri; Atheriniformes; Atherinopsidae.
UGCACUUUUGGGGCCGCAGGCUGCAGGGACGCAGACUGAAUGAGGGCGGAGUGCGCCAUUAAACUGAAGUUGCGCCGGAACCCGACUUUCUCGCUAGCAAAUUUGAAAGGAAACUUGCACCGGGAACACCUGUGACCGCGUUUUGCUGCUCGUUUUUCUCUUUUUUUUUUGACAACAUGUCCGGUCACGGCACCCUGGCCGGGGUGCUGGUCGCCCUGUGGAUCGGGACCUCGGUGAACUGCAUGCCCCAAGGAACGCAGCGGGAUCGGCGUCAGGCGCAGCCGCAUCACCCUUCCUCAGUCUCUCAAGAUGGUUGUACAGAGAACGGUCGCUCCUAUAAUGUCAAUGAGCAGUGGGAGCGCCCCUUUUUGGGCAGCACUCUCAUCUGUACUUGCAAUGGAGUUGCUGGGAUCAAAUGUAAAAGCAAACCUGACGCUGAGGAAAAGUGCUACGACAAACUGAACCAGAAGUUCUACACCGUGGGGGAAACCUUUGAAAGACCCAUGGACAACAUGAUCUGGGACUGUACCUGCAUUGGGUCUGGACGGGGAAAGAUCAGUUGCACCAUCGCAAAUCGCUGUCAUGACAGCGGGGCUUCGUAUAAGAUAGGAGACACCUGGAGGAGACCCCAUGAAACGGGAGGCCACAUGUUGGAGUGUGUUUGUCUGGGUAACGGAAAAGGGGAAUGGACAUGCAAACCUGUCGCGGAGCGAUGCUACGACAGUUCUGCAGGGACAUCCCAUCAUGUUGGGGAGACGUGGGAGAAGCCCUAUCAGGGAUGGAUGGUGGUGGACUGCACCUGUCUGGGCGAAGGAGGCGGCAUCAUCACAUGCACAUCUAGAAAUCGCUGUAACGACCAAGAGACUCUUACCUCGCACCGCAUCGGAGAUACUUGGACCAAGAUGGAUGCCAACGGCAACCAGCUCCAGUGUCUGUGUACGGGGAAUGGUCGCGGGGAGUGGAAGUGCGAACGGCACGUCUCACUUCACACCACCGCCCACGGCACUGGCUCUCGUGUGGUCACCAAUCUCGAGACUGCGCUCCAGACGCCUAUGACCGUGAUUCCUGUUUCCAAGGAGGGAACCUGUCGGACUGAGACGGGACUGACGUACUUUGUUGGACAGCGCUGGAUGAAAAACCAGGGAACUAAGCAGAUGCUGUGUACCUGCCUUGGUAAUGGAGUAAGCUGUGACCCAUGGGAGGGGCCAGCUCCAGUGUAUGGUGGAAACUCUGGGGGAAAGCCCUGUGUGUUCCCUUUUGUCUACAAGGGGAAGACCUACCACUCUUGUACGUCUGAUGGACGCAGCGAUGGACAGCUGUGGUGUUCCACCUCCUCUGACUAUGAGACGGACCAGAAACAUUCUUUCUGUACCGAGAAGAAUGUGGCUGUGGUGACACGAGGUGGUAAUUCCAAUGGGGCUCUGUGUCAGUUUCCCUUCCUCUACAAUGGGCGAAACUACACUGACUGCACAGCUGAUGGGCGUAGGGAUGGCAUGAAGUGGUGCGGUACCACAACAAACUAUGAUGCCGAACAACGUUUUGGGUUCUGUCCAAUGACGGCUCACGAAGAAGUGUGCACUGCGAGUGGAGGGGUGAUGUACCGUGUCGGGGACCAGUGGGAUAAACGCCACGAUGUGCUGGGUCACAUGAUGCGGUGUACUUGUGUCGGCAACGGACGAGGCGAAUGGAGCUGCGUCGCUUACUCCCAACUCAAAGACCAAUGCACUGUGGAUGGGCUGACCUAUGAGGUCAAUCAGACCUUCACAAAGCAACACGAUGAAGGAUACGUGAUGAACUGCACCUGCCUUGGACAGGGCCGCGGGCGCUGGAGGUGCGAUCCCAUCGACCAGUGCCAGGAGCCAGAGACGAGGGCUUACUAUCAGAUUGGGGAGACUUGGGAGAAGUUUGUCCACGGAGUCAAGUACAGAUGCUUUUGCCAAGGCAAUGGAGUCGGAGAACACAACUGUGAAUCUGAGCAGUCAUACCCUGGUGGACACCGUCCUAUACAGGUGAUCAUAGCAGAGGCUGGAACCCAGCCUAACACUCACCCCCUUCAAUGGAACUCCCCCACGUCUGCACACAUCACUCAAUAUAUCCUUAAAUGGAAAGUGAAAGACUCACGAACUCCAUGGAGGGAGGUGAUUAUUCCGGGCCACCUGAACUCCUACACCAUCUCAGGUCUCAAGCCAGGCAUCACUUACGAGGGUCAGCUGAUCAGCGUGCUGCGCUUUGGGCGCAGAGAGGUCACGCGUUUUGACUUCACCACCUCUUACGGGUCGUUGGCCACAACGCAAGGCGAGACCACCAUUCCUCCACCUGUGGUCGACAUCUCAGAAUCCGUGACCGAAAUCACCUCCAACAGCUUCGUCAUCUCCUGGGUCUCUGCCUCGGACACGGUCUCUGGUUUCAGGGUUGAGUACGAGCUCACGGAGCAGGGGCAGGGCACCGGACAGCCCAUCGUUGUGGACCUGCCUCGCACAGCUACCUCAGUGAACAUCAACGAGCUUCUGCCCGGGAGAAAGUACACUGUUAAUGUCUACGAGGUCACAGAUGGGGAAGUGGACAACCUCAUUCUUACUACCUCGCAAACAACUGCUCCUGAUGCUCCUAAGGAGCAUGAAGUGAAGGAAGUGGGAGAUACCUCCAUCGUCGUCAGCUGGGAAAAACCACUGGCUCCCAUCACCGGAUACCGUGUGGUCUACUCGCCGUCCUUAGAAGGCGAGAGCACAGAGCUGAAUCUCCCAGACACGGCAACAUAUGUGACUCUGAGCGACCUUCUGCCCGGGAAGUUGUACAACAUCAGUAUCUACGCCGUGGAGGACAGCCUGGAGAGCGAACCGAUCUUUGUUCAGGUCAACACCUCUGGAGAGCCACUGCCUGAUGAAGUGGCAUCCCCCACCGACCUGCAGUUCUUUGAAGUGUCCGAUAGGAAAAUAGUUCUGACCUGGUCCCGUCCCACUGGUGGCGUCUCAGGUUAUCGGGUCACCGUGGUCCCCAUUGAUGUCUCUGGCUCUGCUCAGAGGGAGAUGACUCUGCCUAUCAGUCAAAACUCCUACGUUGAAGUGACAGAGCUGCAGCCAGGCACUUUGUACCGCUUCAGUGUCUAUGCCAUUCACAAUGGAGAGGAAAGUUUACCUCUUAUUGGGGAGCAAACUACCAAACCAGACGCCCCCACAGACAUCCAUUUCGAGAACAUGACCGACGUGAGUGCAGUCAUGAUGUGGUUUGCGCCCCGUGCCAAAAUCACUGGCUAUCGUCUCUUCCUCGCCGUCGAGGGCUCAGCCCCCAAACAGCUGCGCCUCCCUGGACGCCUGACCCACUACACCCUUCUCAACCUGAAGCCCGAUACGGAGUACACUGUCACACUGCACUCCGAGCAAGAUAACACACUGAGUGUGGGGGAGAGCUCUGUGUUCACCACUAACACAGCAGGGGGAAAUGCCCCUCAGUUCAACACAGAUGUAACGGACACCUCCAUAAUCGUUUCUUGGACUCCAGUUCCUCGCGUUAGCUAUAAGUUGACAGUACGGCCCAGUCUGGGCGGGGAAGCCCCGAGAGAUGUGACCUCUGACUCUGGAAGUAUUUAUAUUUCCGGUCUGUCUCCAGGAGUUGAGUACACCUACAGCGUCACGCCAAUUGUUAACGGCCAAGAGGAAGGAACGCCAAUAACCCGCCGCGUGGUCACACCUCUGUCUCCUCCCACUGAUCUGAACUUGGAGUCCCACCCUAGCACCGGCGAGCUGACUGUCCAGUGGAACGGAGCCGGUACACCAGACCACUCUUAUCUAACCUUCUUCAAAUCCCCGCCCUCCAAAGACAUCACAGGCUACAGAGUAACCUGCACCCCCACCAGUGGGCAGCAAGGAAACAGCGUGGAGGAAUUUGUGGAGGCUGGACAGAACUCCUGCACCCUUGAAAACCUCAGUCCCGGUGUGGAGUACAAUGUCAGCGUUGUCACCGUCAAGGACGAUAUGGAGAGCACUCCUAUCUCGACUGUCAUCACUCCAGAGGUGCCACAGCUGACCGACCUCAGCUUCGAGGGGGUGAGCGACACCACCAUCAGCCUCCGCUGGUCACCCCUCAACACCACCGUCAUCACCGGGUACAAGAUCACGGUGGUCGCAGCCGGCGAGAGCAUCCCUAUCUUCGAAGACAUGGUGCUGCCGUCCGCCGGCCAUUACACGGUUUACGGCCUGGAGCCCGGCAUCGACUACGACAUCAGCGUGAUCACUGUGACGGAGAAUGGCGAGAGCGAACCCAUCACUGUCACUCAACAGACCGCUGUGCCAGCACCCACUGACUUGGGCUUUGGGGAAGUUGGGCCAGACAGCAUCGAAGUCACCUGGGCUUCUCCUCAGGUCCCGAACAAAGCGGACAUUAACAGCUUCUUCAUCAGGUAUCAUCCCAUUGACGAUGAAGAUGAAAUUACGGAGACCAGCGUUGGAGGCGAGACUAACCGAGUGGUGAUAAGGAAUCUGCUGCCUAACACAGAGUAUCUGGUGAGCGUGGUGUGUGUGUACGAGCAGAGGGAAAGCUCGCCCCUAGUUGGAACAAAGAAAACAGCUCUGGAUUCCCCCGUCGGCCUCCGUUUCUCUGAAGUCUUUACCAACUCCUUCACCAUCCACUGGCUCGCUCCCCAGAGCAAGAUCACCGGUUACCGCGUCCGUUACCAGAUGGCGAGCGGCGGGCGGGCCAAGGACGAAAGGCUGCCCCCGUCCAGGACCCACUUCACUCUGACGGGGCUCAGCCCAGACACGGAGUACUUGGUCAACAUCUUCGCAGUGAGCGGGACACAGGAGAGUCUGCCGCUCAGCGGGACACAGAAAACAAUUUCCGAUGCCCCCACUGACCUGGAAGUGCUGGAGUCGACCCCCACGAGCAUCACAGUCAGCUGGGCAGCUCCUCCUGUCACUGUCCGCUACUACAGGAUCACUCAUGGAGAGUCAGGAGGUCACAGCAAUCCCAGAGAGUUCACCGUGCCUGGCUCUCAAUCCACCGCUACCAUCAAUAACUUGCUGCCCGGCACUGACUACACCAUCACUGUGUACGCUGUGACUGGCAGAGGAGACAGCCCCGCUUCCAGCAUUCCUAUCUAUGUGACGCACAAGACGGGCGUCGACUCCCCCUCUGAAAUGGAGGUGACAGAUGUGAACGACAACAGCGUGACGGUGAAAUGGAGCCCAACCCAGGGCUUGAUCAAAGGAUACAGAGUAACAGGAGUCCCCAUAAGUGGACAGGGACCAACAUUCUCUGAAGUGGUUGCCCCAGACCAGACAGAGUUCACUUUUACAGGCCUGAUGCCUUCAUCUGAAUAUGUUUUGAGUGUGUACACUCUUGGACAAAAUGAAGAGAGCUCCCCACUAGUGGUGAAAGCCGUAACAAAUGUCGACCAUCCCAAGGACCUUAGCUUUUCAGAAAUCGACUCCACCUCCCUGCGGAUCACCUGGGAUAGCCCCGAUGGAAUUGUUACAUCUUACCGAAUCUUGUAUUCAAGUCCAGAAGAGGGUGAGAGAGAGCUGUAUCCGUCCCCCAGAGGAGAUGCAGAGUCGGCCAUUAUCUAUGGACUCCAGCCGGGCACUGAAUACACUGUGAAAGUCAUUGCCAUGCAUGAUGACACAGUCAGUACACCACUUGUCGGGACACAAGCUACAGGGAUCUCUCCUCCUAAUAACCUCCAGUUCUCCCAGGUUGGCCCCACGUCUUUCACCAUGCACUGGGCUUCACCGGGGCAGGGAAAUCGAAUUACUGGCCUCACAGGCUACCGUGUGGUGGUGAACCCGAAGAGCAAGACUGGCCCCACUAAAGAGAUCAACCUUGCUCCAGACACCACUCAGGCUCAUAUAUCUGGCUUAAUGAUUUCAACAACCUAUGAAGUCCAUGUUUAUGCGCUGAAGAACUCUCUGACCAGUCGGCCAGUCCAAGGAGAAGUCACUACUCAGGAGAAUAUCAGUCCCCCCCGGCGUGUGCGUAUCUCCGAUGUGAACGAUUCCAGCAUUACUCUGAACUGGCGGUCAAAGACGGAAACCAUCUCUGGGUUCCUGAUCGAAGCCACGCCCACUUUGUCCACCUCAGGCUACAUCCCCAUUCAAAAGACUAUCGGCCCCGAGUCCCGCUCCUACUCCAUCACAGGUCUGGAGCCUGGAACCAAUUAUAAGAUUAGUAUGUACACUCUGAAAGGCAAUGGACGCAGCGUGCCUUUCACUCUCACCGCUACCACAGCACAACCACUGGUCAUCCCACCCACCAACAUCCGAUUUACCUCGCUGAAUCCUAACAGCAUCUCUUUCAUGUGGGAGCCAUCGCGCAGCCCGAAGGUCACUGGCUAUUACGUCACCUAUGAGGAGGCUGGAGGUUUACCCCGAGAAGUCACUCCCAGACCCCACGCUGGCCAGACGUACGCCACUGUCGAUGGUCUAAAACCUGGCACAGAGUAUGUUAUCAAGAUUGUAGCACUGCAGAAUGCCCUGAGAAGCACACCGCUUAUUGGCAAAGCCAGAACCCAACCAGCUACAGACUAUUCAAUUCUUCCUGAACUACUGGUGCCUGAGCUGCCACAACUCCCUGUCCCUCAUCGGCCCAGCAUUGACAUUCUGGAUGUUCCAGAGUCCACAAAUGACAAGAUAUAUAACUCCAACCAUGUGCAUUUGGCUGGUACAAGUGGACAGAACGUACCAGGUCAGCAUGGUCAGCAUAUCUAUACAGAGUAUCAGAACCUCGGCCCACAUAAUGGAUUCCGUGGACCCUUUAGUGGACCCCAUGAAGGCCAGAGACCCAUUCUCAAAGAGCCACUGGUUUACAUCCCUGUAGCAGGCCCUGAUGGAAACAGAGUUCCCCUGGUUAAGGUGAGCGACAAUCCUCUCCCGGGGCUUGCUUUUGGUUUCCCUGACAAUGAAACCGAGUUACCUCAGGAGGCAAAAACGGUCACGGCCAUCUCCUGGCAACCAAUCCCUGAAACUUCUGAGUACGAGGUGUCCUGCACUCCCAUUACUCAUCUGGAGGAAAGAGGCUUUCAGAUGCGCCUUCCUGGCACCUCCAACAGUGCCACGCUGAUUGGACUGACGUCCGGAGCAUCCUAUAAUGUUCAUGUUGAGGCCAUGAAAAAUGGGGCGAAAGAGACGGUUCUGGAGGAAGUUGUAACUGUUGGCAACACGGUUCCAGAUGACACUCCUAUUACCACCAACCGCGACGGGUGUUUUGACACAUUCACUCAGACCUACCACGAGGUGGGCUCAGAGUGGGAGCGCAUGUCUGAGACGGGCUUCAAGCUGUGGUGCCACUGCCUGGGUCUGAGCAGUGGUCAUUUUAGGUGUGAUUCAUCCAAGUGGUGCCACGACAAUGGUAACAACUACCGCAUCGGAGAAAAGUGGGACCGCCGCUCUGAGAACGGUCACAUGAUGAGCUGCACCUGCCUCGGGAAUGGCAAGGGAGAAUUCAAAUGCGAACCUCUGAUCUGGAAAUACUUCAGUACUGAUAAAUAUGUCUUGUCAGAUGAAUCGACAUGCUAUGACGACGGGAAAAUGUAUCAGGUCGGAAAUCAGUGGCAGAAGGAAUACCUGGGAGCCAUCUGUACCUGUACCUGCUAUGGAGGACAGCAGGGUUGGCGGUGCGAGAACUGCCGGAGGCCCGGAGGGCAGGCUAACGUGGAGGCUGACGUCCUGCAUCCUGUCCCCUCUGAUGCCUUCGACCGCUACAGAGAAAAUGCUCUCCGUAAACUGAACAUCCACUGUCCGAUUGAAUGUCUAAGACCAGAGCUUCUUGCAGAUGCUCAAAGCCCCUCAGAUUAAAAGAGGGGAGUGAAGAAAGGAGGGGAAAAAAGUGAGACAACUUAGAAUGUCAUCACUUCCAAGAAGCAAAGCCUCCUCAUGCUGCAUUAAAGGACAACGUUUCCGGCAGAUUUGUGCCGGAAACAUUUCUCACCACUCCAGAGUGUAGUGCCUUAACAAGACUUUUCUACUCCCAAAUCUGUGCCUUAUGAAAGAGCAAUGCAACUUUUGAUGUGGGUGUUUGUCGUCUCCUCCGAAAGAGAAACAGGUUUCCUCAUCACAGCACAAAAACUUGCUGCUUCCUCACAAGCAAGCUGUUCUGUUCACAAAAACACUCUUGCACAGCAGGUGCAGCACUGUCGCUUAACUUUACCGUUUCAUUGGGACUUUUGUUGAUUUCAGAACAUUCCGUGACAUUUGUUCUCCUUUAACCAAAACAAAGAAAAUGAGUAAAGAAAUGGUUCUUCUCGAUGAGCCCAUACACAUUUGUUCAAUUAUCCCAAAUAUUUUAAGAAAUCAUGAGAAAAAUAUUACUCAUUUGGGGAAAAUUAUUUGGAAGAAUCAACAGGAUUGAAUGUUAACUGCUUGGAUUUCUUGUUACUUUGGGUUAACAUUCUUUUUUUUUUAGAUUUAAAGAAAAAAGGGCACUUUAAAUGAGCUGCCUUGGUCUCUGUGAGCAGUGUUCUUCUAAUUCGGCUUUUUAAUCUCCAGAAAAUACAUAAUUGAAAUAUGAGCACUGCUACUGUUGAAAUGAUAAUCUGCCUGGCUGUUCUUGUAUAAACUUUUGAAUGCAUCAAAAGUUUAUAAGAUAUCUAACGUGGGCAUUUCUAGAAAUUGAGACCUUAAGAAAUGUAAAGCCAGAACUGACAGACCAAACAUUUUAACUGUCAUGUCAAAGCUGAAUUAAGACAUUUGCCAUUUUCAAAGUUAUAUUCACUUUGAAAUACGUAUAUGUUUGAAUUUUUUUCUUUUUCUUUUAUUUAUCCCUUUUUAUUUAGGCAUUUUUCUCAAUGCUAUUAGGGGUGUACACUUUGUUUUUGAAUUGCUUGUUUUGUUUUAUUGUUGGUGCCAGACUCUGAACUACUGUGGACUGAAUCUUUUUAAUAAACUUUUAAACAAAACA